This is a messenger RNA of Cannabis sativa, 2430 nucleotides long. RefSeq lists its product as uncharacterized. The transcript has 4 exons. Lineage: Eukaryota; Viridiplantae; Streptophyta; Magnoliopsida; Rosales; Cannabaceae. The coding region runs from base 317 to 2260 and encodes 647 amino acids. The record is from RefSeq and is a predicted model, not a curated record. Gene Ontology annotation, cellular component: RQC complex.
ACAAAAGAAAUUUGUUUAAAUUUUUUAAAAAAUAAAUAAUUUUAAUUUAAGUUGGAAAAAGAAAAUAAAUUGAAUAGCUUUGAGAAGUGAGUGGAAGGCUCAGCUGGUUUCUUCACCAAGGCCCUUGUGGUAACGUCGUUCCUUCGGUAUCGUAUAGAACAAUAUUGAACAAGAAGCAAGAACAAGGGCCCAAACUCUCAAUUCUCCACCUUAGGGUUUCAUUCCCUCUGAUUUAUCUCUUCGCUGAUACGUAAGGGGCUAAUCUUUAUUCGACCCCAAUCAAUUUUGGGCAUUGUAUCGGUAUUGGAUUUCGGCCAUGUCGGCUCGAUUGUUCAAGAAGUUUUUAAAGGAGCAAGAGCUGCUGCAACCUCAGAAGGAUCCUCAUAUUAAAGAUGAAAAUGACGACGAUGAAGAAGAAGAGGAAGAACAUGUCAAUUCUGGUUCUUCAAUCAAUCCAUUCGACCUUCUCAAUGAUGGUGACCAUGUCAGCGAUCAGGAUGAUGAGUUGGAAACUUCAGAAGAUAUCGUGUUAGGGGCUGGUGAUAAACAAGAUCCUCAAGAACUUAAAGGUACCAGCAAUUCCGUCUCAAGAUCCAGCCACAAAUCAAAGAAAAAGAAAAAGAAGAAAAACAAGGAGGGUGCUUGUGAAAGUACACAUAAAGACGAGAAGUCCUUGGAUGCAAUUCUAGAAGCUUUAAGUCUAGAUGUUAAAACUUCUGCACUGCCACGUGCUCCUGAGAAAGCAAAAGCAGUGAAUACAAAACUUCAUGAUAGCUUGGCUAAACCACCUGCAGCCUCAAUUUUAGAAGUAGAUCCAAAAUAUCUUAAUGCUGAAAAUGAGCUUCGAAGAAUAUUUGGCUCUAAAGUGGUAAAAUCAUUUGAGAAAAGUAAUCAAACUGGCCCUGGCAGUUCAAGACAGGUACGUGGUGGACGGCGUGGAGGUUAUAUUCCUAGAAAGACAGUACUUGUAACUGCAUCAGAACAUUGGCCUAGGUGGGAUGGUUCUUUCUCCAUGGAAUUUCUUGAAGUGAAAGACGGAUACCACUACUUUAGAUAUGUGCAUUCAUCAUCCUAUGCUCAAGCUCAGAGAGCCUUUGAAGCUGCUAAAGCUAUUCACGAUCUCAAUGGCAUUGCCAGUAUAUUAUUGUACAACCCUUAUCACUUGGAUUCCCUUCUAACGAUGGCAGAUUACUUUAAGUUUGCUGGUGAGCAGCAAAUGUCAGCAGAAUCUAUUUCGAAAUGUCUGUAUGCAUUGGAAUGUGCAUGGCAUCCACUGUUCACCCCUUUUCAGGGUAAUUGCCAAGUAAAAUUCAAUGAUGAGAAAAACAAACCUAUGUUCACGACACUUUUUGCUCACAUGAAGAAUAUGGAUAAGCGUGGUUGUCAUCGGUCUGCUUUGGAAGUUUGCAAGCUAUUGCUUUCUCUCGAUUCUGAUGAUCCAAUGGGGGCCAAGUUCUAUAUUGAUUACUUGUCAUUGAGAGCAGAUGAGUAUGCAUGGCUUGAGAGGUUCUCAGAAGACUAUCAAAGUGAUAGCUCAUUAUGGUUGUUUCCAAAUUUCUCAUUUUCCCUUGCUGUAUGCCGGUUUUAUCUAGAGAAACAAGAGUCAGAGGAAGGCACUCAUGCUCUUACUGCAAAGUCUAGUUCAACCGAGCUUAUGAAGCAGGCUUUGAUGCUUCACCCCUCAGUCUUGAAGAAAUUGAUAGAAAAGGUGCCUUUGAAGGACCAGGCAUGGACAGGUAUUGUUAAGGAUGCAUUAUUCCGAGCAGAAGAAGUUGGAAUCCCAUCCUUGGAUCACCUGAUCAACAUAUAUGUGGAGACUAAUUAUCUUAUAUGGAGGCUCCCAGAUCUGCAAAAGUUAUUAAGAGAUGCUGCACAACAGAUCGUUGAAACCCUUAAAAGAGAUAGCAGUGAAGCUAAGGAUUGGGCUUGUGUCAGAAAAGAAGCAUUUUCAUCUGAGAAGAACGAGUAUCGCCACUUAUUGGUCUCGGAUUUCUCUCACUCAACGCCAACUCUUCCGCCUGAAAAUCUGCAACCCUUCAUGGUUGACCCAAGGAUGAUGGAAGGCAUGCAUAAUGAAGGCCUUGCUGCCAAUGCAAAUGAGGUUCUACGUGCUCCACCGCGUGACGUUACGAAUCGAAAUGCAUUGGCUGUCUUGUUUGAAUCAAUGCUACCAUGGGUUCAUUAUGGAGAUGCAAAUGGAGCAGGUGAGGAUGGGGAUAACCUAAUGAACGGUAAUGGCCAAGGGAAUGAAGAACAUUGAUUUAGAGGUUGUUGGAAAGCGGUGUAGAAAUUGAGUCUUUUCAAAUAUGCUUUCUUUCACCAAAUGUGUUUUAGCUAGUGGAGGUGAAUUUGUUUAGAAAGCUUAUUGCUGAGGAGAUAGUUCCCCCCCAUCCAUUGCAGGCACUCGUUUUAACUUUCUACUCUACAGAU